AUACUAAUCUCUGUUUUGUGAGGACAUUUUUUAUUUCAGUUGACGAUCGGAGUAUGACGUCAGAAGCGAUGGUUUUUUGGUUGAAUUUUAGUCUGCCGAGUGGGGGCGUAGUAAGUUAGCUGCAAAUGAUUCUCAAUUUUGGGAAAAGUCAUCCUUCUGAUUGCGAUCAAUAUUUAGUAUUUCCAGACAAGCCCAAUGUUGUUGAAUCGCCUUUUGUGAACGGUAUCGCAUCAUGCUUGAAAUUGUCGCUAUUUAUUGAAGUGCAGUCAGUCCGAUUGGCAAGUUAUACGCUACAUUAAGUUCAACAACAGUGCUUUAAGUCAACAUGAGCGAUAUGUCCCAUCAAGAGUCCGUCAAGCCCGGGGAUUCAGCAAGCCAGACUGGCAAGAGCAGCACGAGCAGUACCUCCAGAGCUAGAGUCAAAGCAAUGGUGAAGAGAGCGGCCUUGGCAGCCCAGGCAGCAGCUCUCCAUCAACAACAAGCUCUUGAACUGGAGGAGUUUAAGCUGAAGCAGAGAAGGAGUAAGCUUGAGCUACAGACAAGACUCAGCAUGGCAAAAGCUGAGGAAGAGGUUUUCUCCCAGCAUGGAGAGAGCAUGACUGCUGCUGCAAAUGAAGAUGUCUCCCAACAAAGAGGGGCCUUGACGACGGAGCCCAGCAUGGCUACAGAUUUAGAGAAGGGUGUCUACCAGCUGAGACAGCCCUCAAAGGUGCAACCUAACAGGGUCAGCACUACAGACAAGGACUUCUCCCAGCGUGGAGAGAGCAUGACUGCUGCUGCAGGUGAAGAUGUCUCUCAACGAAGAGGGGCCUUGACGACGGAGCCCAGCGUGGCUAUAGAUUUAGAGAAGGGUGUCUACCAGCUGAGACAGCCCUCAGAGUUGCAACCCAACAGGGUCAGUGCUACAGACAAGGACUUCUCCCAGCAUGGAGAGCCCUUGAAGUAUGAUACCACCAUUAACCAGAGUGAAACCACAGAACAGAAUGGCUCCAUACUAACUGGGUCAGAAGCAUGUUAUGGAAUCGCCAUAGGGGCCGGUAUGCGAUGUGUACUUCCCAUAGGUCCAGUGCAUGUUCAGGCAGCAGAUGGAGAUAGAUGUGUUCGUACCUAUGCUCUACUGGACUCAGGUUCGACCACUUCCUUCUGCACAGAGAGCCCUGUAAGGAAAGUGUCGGCACAGGGGGAAGAGCGCAUACUUUCCAUAUCAACUUUGGACGAUCCUGAUGGAAGGAUCCAGAUUCAAGAUGUGAGUCGUAUGGUCGACACAGGUCUCAUGACAGAAAGAGUGAAGCUUCAGAAGGUUUCUACCAACAGGAAGACCGACUUACUGAGUGAUGACAUGGCCAGUAUGCGAGACUUAGAAGGAUGGCAGCACUUAGAGGGGCUGGAUCUACCAUUUGCCUGCGGACAAGAAGUGGGACUCCUGAUAGGGCAAGAUGCGCCAUUUGCCCUGAUGCCCUUAGAGAAUGUACGUACUGUACUUAUAUGGUCCUUGCAUGGCCCUGCUGCUGCUAUUCCAGACAAAGGAAUGUCGGUGAAGGACAGAAAGGCUCUUGAAAUACAGAAUGAAGGGAAGUGCACAGAGAUGGAACAGUACCAGUUUCACAUACCCUUCAAGGAGAAACGACCUACAUGUAGCUUGACAGACAAACCAUGGGUAGCAGAACAAAGGUUGCGGAGUCUUAGAAGGAAGCUAGGUAGAGAUGAUGCUCUGCACAACAAGUACACAGAAGGUUAUGCCGAGGAGGUGGAAGAGCAAGAUUGUCAACCAGGUGACGUAACAUGUCGAUACCUCCCUCAUCCAGGUUUACGAUUUGGUACUGUCAGUCGACGAGCACACACCCCGCAAUGUUUGGCCUUUGGGAAGAGUCCUUCAGACAUGGCGAGACGAGAAAGGCUUCGAUCGACAGUGUGAAGUGAAGACCUGAACCAGCGUACUGCGGGAGACCAGUUACUAAGCUCUGUUUAAUUUUGGAGGCAGAUUCUUAGAAACAUUUUUGUGUUUCUAAGAUGAGGGGUCAAGCCUAGCGCUGUCCCGUGCCAAUUGUAGAGGUAUUUGUGUUUUGUGUUCUUAAAACCAGAAAGCGGAACUGACAUCGAUCUUAUCGCGUAUUAGAGUAACAUUGAUCAGUCGAGAAAUUGAGGAAUUUUUGUGCUUCAGCAUCAUGGACAGAGUGUCAACAUUUGAGCAACUUUCAGAGAAUUUUUAGAGACUUUUACAAGAAAUUUGAGGAAAGUUCAGCGUUUCAGAAGAAGUUCUAAGCAAGAAAAUAUGUUGCAAGACAAAGUUGAUAUUUAGUCAUAAGAGGAAAUACAUAUUAUUCUGAUCCUCUAAUAAUUCAGAGAAUGUCGAAGAACAAGAUUUUUGAAGAAAAUGGAUUAUACCAUAAUGCAAGACUGACAUGGUGUAAUUUAUGUUAUUAUGAUAUUGGAAAGUAACGUUUUUGUUUUUCAACCUUCUAAACAAACUCAUAUUCAUUAGAAAUGGUAAAUGUGCUUUUCCUUUAUAUUCAUAUGAUGAAUGCAUUUGUAUGUAUUCUAUAUUAGGUUUAUUUCCAGAGGAGAAAGCUUAAAGUUGCAGAAUGAAUACAUUCAAAUCAGUUAUACAUGUUGAUGAUAUGUGGUUUAUUACUGUUUCCGUGACAACCAAAUUACAUGGCGUUGGCUAUUUGGUAGAAUAUGUAAUACCAGAAUCGAUAAUGUCAUAUAUGCAGAUUAAAUGGUAUAUGCAGAU
This is a messenger RNA of Strongylocentrotus purpuratus (purple sea urchin), 2734 nucleotides long. RefSeq lists its product as uncharacterized. Bases 326 to 1915 code for a protein of 529 amino acids. The transcript is spliced from 2 exons. Lineage: Eukaryota; Metazoa; Echinodermata; Echinoidea; Camarodonta; Strongylocentrotidae. The record is from RefSeq and is a predicted model, not a curated record.